This is a messenger RNA of Trichomycterus rosablanca, 1559 nucleotides long. RefSeq names its product tubulin alpha chain. The transcript is spliced from 4 exons. The record is from RefSeq and is a predicted model, not a curated record. Gene Ontology annotation, cellular component: cytoplasm; microtubule. Lineage: Eukaryota; Metazoa; Chordata; Actinopteri; Siluriformes; Trichomycteridae. Gene Ontology annotation, molecular function: GTP binding; structural constituent of cytoskeleton. Gene Ontology annotation, biological process: microtubule cytoskeleton organization; mitotic cell cycle. Bases 60 to 1412 code for a protein of 450 amino acids.
CUCCACAACUGCCUUCUUUUUCCGAACCCUCAAGUCGGCCUGAAGGAAAAUCUGUCAAGAUGCGUGAGUGUAUCUCUAUGCAUGUCGGCCAAGCUGGCUGCCAGAUGGGUAAUGCAUGUUGGGAGCUUUACUGUCUGGAACACGGGAUCCAACCGGACGGACAGAUGCCCAGUGACAAGACCUUUGGAGGAGGAGACGAUUCCUUUAACACGUUCUUCAGCGAGACAGGGGCAGGCAAACACGUCCCGCGUGCCAUCUUCGUGGACCUGGAACCCACUGUGAUUGAUGAGGUGCGUACAGGCACAUAUCGCCAGCUCUUCCAUCCCGAGCAACUCAUCACUGGCAAAGAGGAUGCUGCCAAUAACUAUGCUCGUGGACACUAUACUAUUGGAAAGGAGAUCAUCGACCUCGUGUUGGACAGGACCCGUAAACUGGCUGACCAGUGCACUGGCCUUCAGGGAUUCCUCAUUUUUCACAGCUUUGGUGGAGGUACUGGUUCAGGCUUUACCUCGCUGUUGAUGGAGCGCCUCUCUGUUGACUACGGGAAGAAAUCAAAGCUUGAAUUUGCCAUCUACCCAGCACCUCAGGUUUCCACAGCAGUUGUAGAGCCCUACAACUCCAUCCUGACCACCCACACCACCCUGGAGCACUCCGACUGCGCCUUCAUGGUGGACAACGAAGCCAUCUAUGAUAUCUGCCGUAAAAAUCUGGACAUUGAGCGUCCCUCUUACACCAACCUUAACAGGCUCAUUGGCCAAAUUGUCUCCUCCAUUACUGCCUCUCUCAGAUUUGAUGGAGCUCUGAAUGUGGAUCUGACCGAGUUUCAAACCAAUCUGGUCCCCUACCCUCGCAUCCACUUCCCUCUGGCCACCUAUGCUCCUGUGAUCUCUGCUGAGAAGGCCUACCAUGAACAACUGUCUGUGGCUGACAUCACCAAUGCCUGCUUUGAGCCAUCUAAUCAGAUGGUGAAGUGUGACCCACGUCAUGGUAAAUACAUGGCCUGCUGCCUGCUUUAUCGUGGAGAUGUGGUGCCCAAAGACGUCAACUCUGCAAUCGCCGCAAUAAAGACCAAGAGAACCAUCCAGUUUGUGGACUGGUGUCCUACUGGUUUCAAGGUGGGUAUCAACUACCAGCCACCUACCGUGGUUCCAGGAGGGGAUCUGGCCAAAGUUCAGAGAGCUGUGUGCAUGCUGAGUAAUACCACAGCCAUCGCUGAGGCCUGGGCCCGCCUAGACCACAAGUUUGACCUGAUGUAUGCCAAGAGAGCUUUUGUGCACUGGUAUGUGGGCGAGGGCAUGGAGGAGGGAGAAUUCUCAGAGGCCAGAGAGGACAUGGCAGCUCUGGAGAAAGAUUAUGAAGAAGUGGGCACUGACAGCGUUGGAGAUGAGGAAGAAGAAGGAGAAGAAUACUAAAUUGCAAACGAUCCUCCAAAUUACAUAGAAAUAUCUGCACUCAUCUGGGCUUGCCAAAUUAGACGUUGUCUUUUCUUAAAACAGCAUGAUGUUUUUGUAAACGCAGAAUUUGCUGUGGUUUUUAAAAAUAAAUUGUGAGGAAAUUUA